Messenger RNA from Phalaenopsis equestris, 873 nucleotides. Its product is annotated as cysteine proteinase inhibitor 12. The record is from RefSeq and is a predicted model, not a curated record. The transcript is spliced from 4 exons. Lineage: Eukaryota; Viridiplantae; Streptophyta; Magnoliopsida; Asparagales; Orchidaceae. Bases 110 to 718 code for a protein of 202 amino acids. Gene Ontology annotation, molecular function: cysteine-type endopeptidase inhibitor activity.
AGAGCGGGGCUUCGAACCGCCGAGUAUUUAGAGUCCGAUCCGUUGACUACAACCCGGAAUCGAUUUGUAUCUUCUCGUAUUCACUGUUCGCGACUUCAGCGGUGCUGCGAUGGCGAUCGCUGGAGGUGUUCGUGAUGUAAAUCUCAACAAGAACAGCGCCGAGAUCGAGAAGUACGCUCGCUUCGCCGUCGACGAGCACAACAAGAAGGAGAAUGCGCUGCUUGAGUUCGUUCGUCUGGUGAAGGCUAAAGAACAGGUGGUGGCGGGAACGCUUCACCAUCUGACGCUGGAAGCGAUCGACGCCGGGGAGAAGAAGCUGUACGAGGCGAAGGUGUGGGUGAAGGAGUGGCUCAGUUACAAGGAGCUGCAGGAGUUCAAGCAUGUUGGAGAUGGAGGAUCUGCAAGUUUUACAACUGCUGAUCUUGGUGCAAGAAGAGGUGGGCACGAACCUGGAUGGAGGCCAAUCCCAACCCACGAUCCUGUCGUUCAGGACGCUGCUAAUCAUGCUCUGAAGAACAUUCAAGCGAAGUCCAACUCUCUCGCCGCAUAUGAACUCCUCGAGAUUCAACAUGCCAAGGCAGAGGUGAUUGACGAUCAUGCGAAGUUGGAGUUGUUGCUCAAACUAAAGAGAGGUGAAAAUGAGGAGAAAUACAAGGUGGAAGUGCAUAAGAAUUCGGAGGGAGCUUUCAUACUGAAUCAGAUGCAGCAGGAGCAGUAGAUUCGCACCCACUAAAUAAAUAUUCAUAGACUUGUGUAUGUUACUCCGCUUGAAAGAUGGUUGCUCUCGUGCAUUUGUGAUGAAAUCAUGAAAUGAAACUGUAAUAGCUAUGCUAUGACUAAUAAUGUUGGAGGUUAUUUGCUGAAUUUCUCAUA